This is a messenger RNA of Vollenhovia emeryi, 828 nucleotides long. RefSeq lists its product as uncharacterized. Gene Ontology annotation, molecular function: ABC-type transporter activity. Gene Ontology annotation, biological process: transmembrane transport. Gene Ontology annotation, cellular component: plasma membrane. The coding region runs from base 205 to 813 and encodes 202 amino acids. The transcript has 4 exons. Lineage: Eukaryota; Metazoa; Arthropoda; Insecta; Hymenoptera; Formicidae. The record is from RefSeq and is a predicted model, not a curated record.
UCCACCUCAUUAAAAUAUAACCCUACCCACACUAUGUCCGAGGUGUGGUGCGGAUCUCGCUUUACGUAGAAAGUCGCAAACCCAUAUGGAAUAGUGAUUGUAAUAAAUUUUCCGUGUUUGUAAUAAAUUUUUACCCACAUCCUGAAUAUUUUGACAUGAACGACAUGUAAAAGAAUCGAUUUGUUACAAAUAUUUAAAUUUAUAAUGACUUUUGUCACAGAACGACCAAUUGGAUAUUUUCUACAGCAGAAUCUAUUUCAGUGGUUUUUAGAAGUUUUCAAGGCUAUCAUGAGGAACUGUAAAUAUUUGCCAAAAUUGGCCAGUCCGCCGAUUCGAUUUGAAGAUCCUAUAUAUGGUACUACUGAUUUAAAGUAUAUAGACUUCUUGAUACCAGCAUUCUUGCCAACAUUUACCUUCCUUUUAGUCAGCACAUUCUCUUGCUUCUCAAUAGUCACAGAACGAUUGGAGGGUGUCUGGAAUCGAAGCGUUGUCCAAGGGGUCAGAACAGAAGAAAUUCUACUGUCUCACAUUGUUGUUGGUAGUAUCAUCACAGUUAUCCAAAGCAUUACGUUGAUACUCAUAUUCUUCCCUAUAUGGGGUUUGGAAUGUAAAGGAUCGAUAUUCGCUGUAAUCCUCCUUAUGUUUCUCAGCGGGUUUUGUGGAUUGAUGUACGGUGAGUAUUCCACUCGUUUUUUGUAUAUCGAAAAGUUUACAGCAGAGGUUCAGAAACUGAUGAAAAUUACAUUGAUUGUUUGUGUUAAUGUAUUUUUAGAAACAAGAGUGAUAAUUAUAUAUCACCAGAAACAAGAGUGAUAAUUAUAUAUCGCC